Molecule: messenger RNA, 651 nt
Organism: Strongylus vulgaris
Lineage: Eukaryota; Metazoa; Nematoda; Chromadorea; Rhabditida; Strongylidae
Source: the annotation of a GenBank genome assembly
AUGCGAGAAUGCGAAAAACGCGUCAGCAGCGGUGAUUUUGAUCCGAAGAGACCGGAGACGCUGCUGGAAAAGGCCUUCAAAGCGACGGCAGAAUCACCUCGGCCAGUUGGUAUGCAUAGAUACAACACGGAAAUUCUGCUCUACAGUUACUUAAAUCAACAAUUAGCAUCUUUAGGAUCAUCAACGGCUUGUGUCCUGGUAGUUCAUCAGGAGAUGUUGUAUUCUGCAAACUUGGGAGAUUCCGGUUUCAUGGUUGUACGAGACGGACGCGUUCUCACGAAGAGCGAAGAACAAGUACAUUACUUCAAUGCCCCUUUCCAGCUCACUCUUCCUCCUGAGGGUCGGUAUCUCGUUAGCAGAAUGCUCUAUCUGCUAAUUAUUUAUGAAUCUUCAUUUGACAUUUGUUCAGGCUAUCGCGGUUUUAUUGGAGACACACCUGAUCUGGCGGACAAAUCGGAAAUUCGAGUUCAGAAAGGCGAUAUUGUGCUUUUGGCAACCGAUGGUUUGUGGGAUAAUCUCACAGAGCAGCACGUUCUAGAUCAACUGCGGCCACUGAUUGAGGAGAAAGCAACAGUACAAGAGCACGUUCUAGAUCAACUGCGGCCACUGAUUGAGGAGAAAGCCACAGUACAAGAGGUUUGUUUGUUUUAA